AAGGGACGGCAGACAGGAGGAGUGACGGGGUGGAGAAGAAAGGUCCCAAAACGAAGGAGACGAGAGGGCCAGAGAAGGGGGCGACUGUCGAAAGACAAGACGGAAAGGAGGAAGCAGGCCCGGGGAGAACGCGACGAGAGGAYGACACAGGAAGGACGRAGAAUGCACUGAGUGGAGCUAAGCCCACAGAGACUGCAGAGGAGACUACCACACCACAGACAGUAAGAUCCGAAACAGACAUGGAUAUAGAGGAACAAAUAAAACAACUGAGAAAAAGACAGAAUACCCAGAGGCAUAUGAGGAAUAAUAAGAAAAGUAAAACUAAGGAAAAAACUAAAGGAAAAUAACAAUACUAAUAAUGUUAACAAUAAUUUCAAUAAAUGCAAGGGGGAUAAAGAACAAAAACAAAAGACAUCAGAUAUAUGUGAUGAAAGAGGUGGAGGGGAUGGUAAACUAUUGUUUGUGGGAAGGGAAGGGAGUUAGAAUAGCAAGGGAAGUACAAGAAAAUGAGUAUGAGGACGGGGGACUGAAACUAGUUAAUUUAGAGGGAAAAAAGAAAGCACUAAGGGUGAAAAUGAUGGYGAGAUACUUAAAAGAUAACAGGGAUCAAGUGUGGAAGGUGUUUUUGGGAGAUGCAAUAAAUAAAUGUGGAGGAUGUGGAGAGAGUGGAUUGYUCAUGGAACUAAAAAAAGGAAUGAUGGAUGGGGUGACUGAAAUAUACAAAGAGAUGCUUGGAGCGUGGGGAGAGUUUGUGAGAGGAGUGAAGUAUGAAUGCAAGAAUGUGAGACAGGUAUGGGAGCAACCAGUGUUUUUAAAUCCAAARAUUAUGGCACAGGGAGAAACUAUUUUCAACAGGGUGAUAUGGAGGGCAGGGAUAAGAAAGGUAAGGGAUAUGUUGUAUGAGUACAUAUCAGGUUUCAUGGGAGCACAGGUUAUUGUGGAUGAAGUUAGAGGGAAUUGGGAGGAAAUAUGGCUGGGCACAGCAAAAGGAGUAAUAGAGAAAAUAAAGACAGCAAUGCCUAAAGAAUGGAUGGAAAUGAUUGAGAGAGAGAGUGUGGUGAGGGGGGAAGAUAAAAUAGAGAUGUAUGUGGGAGAAGGAGAAUGCAAGGUGAGACUGGCAAAUGUGAAAACCAGAGUGAUUUAUAAAUGUAUGAGAGGGAAAGAGAUAAGGAGACCGGCUGCAGAGAAAGUGUGGAUCAAAGUUAUGAAUGGAAUGGAUGUGGAGAGCAUAUGGGAGAAUCUGGGAGUGAAAAGAAUAGCAUUGAAUGCAAACACUUUGAUUUCAUGCUAAGGCACAACCGGAUUUUUUAUAAUCUAAUAAUAAGUAAGUUUGAGUGCAAUGUUGAAAAGGAAUGUGAUGUAUGUGGGGAGAGAGUGGAAAUAUGUAUACAUGAGUUUGUUGAAUGUAAAGAACUAAGGGGAUAUUUUUAAAAAAUAAAGAUGUUAAUCAAUAAAUGUUGGAAAGGGRAAUGGGCAGAGAGAAUGGAAUGGAAGAAGCUGUGGCUGUUUGGUGUGAAUGAAAGAAAGAAGGGAUGCAAUGUAAACCUUAUGAACUAUGUACUGAGCCAUGCAAGGUAUGCAGUUAAAAUAAGAAGGAACAAGGCUCACUACGAGAAAAGGAAAUGUGAUGUAUGGACUGUUUUUAAAAACGUAACAGAAAGAGAUGUGAGACAGAUA
Messenger RNA from Paralichthys olivaceus (Japanese flounder), 1677 nucleotides. Lineage: Eukaryota; Metazoa; Chordata; Actinopteri; Pleuronectiformes; Paralichthyidae. The record is from RefSeq and is a predicted model, not a curated record.